This is a messenger RNA of Striga asiatica, 618 nucleotides long. The record is from the annotation of a GenBank genome assembly. NCBI's taxonomy places the organism in Eukaryota, Viridiplantae, Streptophyta, Magnoliopsida, Lamiales, Orobanchaceae.
AUGUCGUACACGAGCCCUGGAUCAUUUGCCGCCUGUGGGUUCACUUGGCCUGAACCGGUCGGCCACGCCGCCAGGAUAUUUACACCUGGGCCUAAAAUAUCCGGCUUCAAAAUCCCAAGACUUGCAAUGUUGGGUCCUCUAGAAGAAAAGGCAGCAACCACAGAUGGGAGGGAGUUACCUACUGCCGUUGUAGUGCUCUCCAAAUCCUUCCAGUUAACCAAGAUCAUAGCAGCACCGCCAAUUUUGGACAUAAACAAGUGGCAGAAAUUCCUUGCUGAAAUCCGUUGGUUGGUAGGCCCCCUCUCCAUUGAACAACCAGCUCGGCCUGUUUCGCCGCAACACCACAUUUGCCCUCAACUGCCUGUCCAUAGUACUCGCGCCAACAGUAAGAGCCCAGGGAAUCCCAUUAAUUACAUUAUAGUAUUCAGGGCCGUCGUUUCCCGCCGCGAAGCUGACAAAGAUACCAUGCUCCAUCGCUUUGAAAGCAGCUAUCAACAUUGGGUCCUCGUAGAAUUGAUGUGGUUCGUCAGAGCCAAGAGAAAUGGAGAGCACGUCGACUCCUUCCUCCACAGCAGCAAAUUAUUUCCCCUUGUGACGAGUGAUCAGUACUCUCCCUGA